Messenger RNA from Phycomyces blakesleeanus NRRL 1555(-), 2362 nucleotides. RefSeq lists its product as hypothetical. Bases 1 to 2103 code for a protein of 700 amino acids. Gene Ontology annotation, molecular function: histone acetyltransferase activity; RNA polymerase II general transcription initiation factor binding; RNA polymerase II general transcription initiation factor activity. NCBI's taxonomy places the organism in Eukaryota, Fungi, Mucoromycota, Mucoromycetes, Mucorales, Phycomycetaceae. Gene Ontology annotation, biological process: transcription by RNA polymerase II; RNA polymerase II preinitiation complex assembly. The transcript has 10 exons. Gene Ontology annotation, cellular component: transcription factor TFIID complex. The record is from RefSeq and is a predicted model, not a curated record.
AUGUCUGUAAUCAAAAAGCAUCUAAAUGAUCGACUAGAGGAAGGUGAUUGGGUUGACGCUAUUAUAUGGAACAAUGAGAAACCGGAUCCAGCGUCUAUGAGGAUUAUGCUAGAUCUAAAUGAUCCGAAUAUGCUCUUUGACUGCGAGGAAGUUGAAGCAACCAAGGCUCAAUUGAUAGAGCCAAAACAUAUUCCUAUUGUAUAUAACACAGAACCCGAACCUCACAGCAAGCUGCCUCUUAAUCCCUUUAAUCUUUCCAACGAUCGUCAUUAUGAAAUGCAUCUGGCUGGAAGAUUGGUUCGUGUACGACAGACUCUCGGUGAACUUAUUGUCCAACACGCUUUACCAGCUUCUAAAUUGCACCCUGCUUUGUAUAAAACCCGUCUUUCCAAGGCUGAAUUGCGCUCUUUCCAUCGUCCAAUGAUGCAACUUCCAGUUGGUUCAGAUAUUAUAUUCUCACGCGUCAGAGUUAGCAAAAGGAAGAAAAAGGAUAAAAAGAAGGGCCCACCAGAAGUCCUCAGAACAACCAAGGAAUUGACACUAAAAGACAACUCGCCUUUUGUGUUGAUGGAAUAUUCGCCGAAGGAUGAACACGUUCCAAAUAGCGAUAUUGGCGAGCCUUUUGUUCUUGAUAUCGGAGAUACUUCUCCUUUUCUUAAUUUUGGUAAUGUGGAGCCUGGACAGACAAUGUCUGUGCUUUAUAACAAUCUUAUCCGAGCACCUCUUUUCCGACACGAUGUGAAGCACACUGAUUUUCUACUUGUCAAAAGUACUCACAACAACAUAACUAAAUAUUACAUCCGCGAAAUUCCGGCAAUGUUUGCUAUUGGCCAAACUUAUCCUGUACAAGAAGUACCAGGACCUCACUCGCGAAGAGUAACCACAACAAUUAAGAACAGACUCCAAGUGGUAGCUUACCGUUUGAUUAAAAAAAAUCCUCUCCACCGACUGAAAAUGAGCAGAUUAGCGCAAAAAUUUCCAGAGUAUUCUGAUCUGCAAGUACGACAGCGACUCAAGGAGUUUUUGGAGUUCCAUCGUCGAAGUAAAGAUGGUGGUGGCGGAUACUGGAAAACACGUGGUGGAGGUGAUCCACCGAAUGAAGAAGCGCUGCGUAAGAUGGCAACACCAGAGAUGGUUUGUCUAUAUGAGAGUAUGCUAGUAGGAGAGCGCCACUUGCAAGAUCUUGGUUAUGGUGAUGUAAACGACGAGGAUGAAACUGGAGAAGGAGACUCGAAACUGGAAGUAGAGCAGCAGUUAGCACCCUGGUUUGCUACUCGCAAUUUCAUCAAUGCUACUCAAGGAAAGGCAAUGCUUAAGCUAUACGGAGCUGGUGAUCCGACAGGCAGAGGAGAGGGUUUCAGUUUCAUUCGAGUGUCAAUGAAAGAUAUCUUUUUACGUCAAGGAGAAUCUGCUGAAGAAAAACUAGCACAAAUUGAGGCAAGACCAAAAAGUGCACAUCGUUACAACGUUGCCGAGCAGCAGCAAAUCUACAGAGAGGAGGCAAGUCUUUGGAUUUUAUCAAUUGCACGUAUUUGGAAAGCCCAGUUGGACUCACUUAGUAAUAAGGCCGAACCUAAUUUAUCUGAUCACGAAGGGGAUGAAGAUAGUGAAUUGGAUGAGCGCGAACCAGCUAGCCCAUCCAUGCGUUUGAUUCGUCAGAAGAAUGGUGAAAAGACGUGGCAACAAGAGGUCGUGAGGGAUCCCGUUGUGAUCAAAUCUUACUUGCGUCAACGACAAAUGAUUGAAGAAGAGGCUACAAGCGCUGAGGCAUUGGAGCCUACAGACGAUGUUGAAAAGAAUGCACGAAUGAAGAAACGUAUCCAAGAUCAACUUGCCAAAUUGAAGCGUAACGCUGAGCGUCGUCGCCAGAGGCAGUUGGCAAAACAAGCAGGAUUGGCAGAAAAUCCAGUCCUAGGCCUUAUUCGCGGAAAACGAGAGGGCGCAAUGCGUAAAUGUGGCAACUGUGGCCAGCUGGGUCAUAUGAAGACCAACAAAAGUUGUCCAAUGUACUACAUUGUCAAUAAUCCUGCAAAUGCUCCACAAAAUGCCGCAACACCCGCACCAACCACUCCACAGGCAACAACAGACUCCCCAGCACCUUGAAAAUAUACACAAUUUAUUUUCGUCGUCGUCGUCUUCUUCUUUAGGGGGAAAGCAUAUAAAUUUAGCACUUUUCCCUCAUUCACAUACAUCCACAUGCAUUCUAUCAUUCUCUGAUUGGAUAAACUGCGUUAUUUUUGAGAACAUUCAUAAUACAAAAGACGCAAUUCUUAAUUUGGAACAAAAAAUAAGCACUGCAAAACAACUCUUUGUCCCUCAUAAAUAUAAUCACAAAAGCAAAUCUCUUGCUAAAAUUAUAAUC